Molecule: messenger RNA, 2734 nt
Organism: Stegodyphus dumicola
Lineage: Eukaryota; Metazoa; Arthropoda; Arachnida; Araneae; Eresidae
Product: cilia- and flagella-associated protein 45-like
Source: RefSeq, a predicted model, not a curated record
AACGAAAUAGUCUGUAGGCUUUGUGAAUAUGCGCGCGAAACUAAUUUUAAUUUCGCUGUUUCUAUGGGAACUGAUUCCUCCAUUAUUUUGUAAACACACGAUUUGCUUAAAAUUUUUGCCACGUAUAUUAUAUUAGAUGCAUUUUUGAUUUUUUAGUUGAUGAAAAUAUUUAGGUAUGUCUAGAAAAUCAUGUCACACAGAGUAUAGACUUGUGAAAAACAACUUCAGAAAUAAGAAUAUGAAUACUUAUAGCUAUCCUGCUUUGAGAACUGUAGAUGUUACCCCUGGUGACAGAAAAGAAGUGGAACUUUUAUCGCAAGGCUUUGCAAGGAAACUAUUGCUUCCUAAACCAGGUCCAAAGAAAGUAAUAGGGUUUAUGAAGCAAGAGAAGCUAGAACAGCUACAGAAGGCCGCAGCUACAAAGAUUAAUGAAGAAGAAGCAGCCAAAAAAGCAGAACAAAUUAAACUUAGAGAACAACUUCAGAAAGAGCAGGAGGCUCGAAGAGUAGAAUUUGAAACUUGGGAUUUAAUGAGGAAGAAAAAUGAGAAACUUACUGAAUUAGAAGAAGAAGCUAAGCAGAAAAUGGAAUAUCUGAGAGAAAAAGCCAAUGAAGCUAUUAGAGAGCAGAAUGAGGAAAUAAAGGAAAUUAACAAGCUAAUAUUGAGUGCUAAAGUUCAGGCAAUAAGAGAUGCUCAGGUUGAAGAAAAGAAACAUAUAAAAAAGAAACAUGCUAUGGCAGAAGCAGAUCUGGAUGAAAUAAUGGAACGAGAAAGAAGAGAAGGAGUUUUAAAAGAGAGAGAAAUUGAAGAAAGAAGAAAAGAAGCUGCUUACAAAUCAGCAGCAAAACUGCAAGAGCAGAUAAAAGAAAACUUAGAAAGGAGAUUACUAGAUGAAGAGCGAAAAAUAAAAGAAGGGGAAAUAUUGCUGAAAAAACUGAAAGAAGACCAAAUGAGAGAGUAUCAGGAAAUGAAGAACAAGCAGCUUAAAAAACAAGCUAUUUUGGAAGAAUUAACAAAAGCAAAUGAGGAACAACUGAAAAGAAAGCAGAUCAUGAAAGAACAAUCAGAGAGGGAAGAUAAAAUAAUAGCAGAAUAUCAGAGGCUCAAAGCAGCUCAAGAUGAAGCUAAAGAAGCUGCUGAGAAAGAAGCUAAGCUAAAGCGGGAGCUUGAGUUGGCUAGGAUGGGAGAAAUUCGAGGAAAAGCUUCAGAUCUGCAGGCUGAACAAGAAGCACUUCGUGCACGAAGAGCUCAAGAAGUAAAAGAAAGGGAAUAUAGAAGGAAAGAAAAAGAGGCAGCUUUAAAGAAGAAACAAUUACUGCAAGAUUUAAAAAAAUGUAGGGCUGAACAGUUAGAGCAGCAAGAACGUCUAAGGCAAAUCAAAGCUGAAGCAGAAAUUAAAGAGUUAGAAGCUUUGUUAAAGAAAAUUAAGGAAGAAACUAAACAAGAGGAAAGAAAAGCUCUUAUGAAGAAAUUAGAAAAUUUGAAACAUUUAGAACAGCUUAAAAACCAAAUACAAAAGAAAGAAGUAGAAAAAAUAAAUGAAAAACGAGAUUCCUAUAAUGAAGGCAUACAUUUACAGCAAGAAGAAAAGCGCCGGCGUGAAAUGUUGGAAGUUUUAAAGAAAGAAAAGUUACAAGAUCUGCGGAAGUAUAAUAUUCCAGAGACAUAUAUCAAUCAUAUAAAAAGGAAGGUGAAUUUGGAGGACUAAGAUCAAUAUAUGAUGCUAUUGUUACUUUUAUUUGCUCAUAAAAUGAUUUCAAUCAGUAAUAUUUUCACAAAAUAAUUUUUAUAUUAUCAAACAUACAUAAUAUUAAAUUAUUUAUACACCCAGGGCAUUGAUAAAUCAUUUUUUGUAUUGUUAUAUGUAGAAAAGGCAAACUAUUUUAUAAUCUUAUUUUAACUAGGGAUAUUUUAAAUAUACUUUUAUUCAAUAACAAAUGGAAAACUCAUGUUCCACAAAGUAUGCCACUAUGCUUACACGUUUAAUUAGGGAUAACAGUUCCUUUUCAUAUUAAUCUUUCCCUAAAAUCUGCUAUUCUCAUUUUACAGAAUAAUAUUUUCAUAGCUGCUAGUAUAAAAUUUUUCAUUUGCCUGUUUGGUUAAUGCAUAUGACAUUUUAUAAGAGGGUUAAAAUUUUAAUUUUUUAAUAAUCACGAUACUUUCAGUAUUCAAAGGCAGAUAAAAAAAAAUGAAGAGACUCCUCUUCGUAUAUGUCAUAUGGCUCCAAUUAAAUUUUAGUUACACCCCCCCUUUUUUUUCAAAAUAAGUACCAUUUAGAGAUGUUAAUGCAUUAUAAAUUAUAGAAAGAAUAACCAUAAAUUUGACUGUUCUAAAUAUAGCAUCAAUCACCAAUCUAUUAUAUAAAAGGCAUCUCUAUUAAGUUGCUUAAUGAAAUUUGGUUUUUCAAAAUUUGGGUCAACUUUUAAAGAUGACCCAAAUUAGUUUAUAUUUUGUCUAAUAAUAUGUUCAAUGAUUCUGAUUGAUACAGUAAAUAAGAAAAAGUUAAAACAUUUUUAUUUAUAAUGUUUGAUAAUGCAUACAGAUAAAUUACAGCAACAGCUUAAUCACAAUAAAUAUAAAAAGUUUUAUUUCUUAUGAUAUAUACACAAUAUUUACAAUCAACAUUAGGGAUGAAAUGUCAUCUUGAACUACAGGAAAUUUAAAAUAAAUUAACAAUAGAUAAACUGAUUUAGUUAAAUCAAUUUACAGAGGGAAAUAUAUAACAACCCCCCCC